Molecule: messenger RNA, 1950 nt
Organism: Megalobrama amblycephala (Wuchang bream)
Lineage: Eukaryota; Metazoa; Chordata; Actinopteri; Cypriniformes; Xenocyprididae
Gene: lmo4la
Product: LIM domain only 4a
Exons: 5
Coding region: 415-918 (167 amino acids)
Source: RefSeq, a predicted model, not a curated record
UUUAAAAUUUUCUCCCAGUUCGUUCAUGAGUAAUUUCAGCGUAAACUGACGCCAGAAAUAAGACUUUGCAGCUCACAGGAGGUUUUAGGCACAUAGUCAUAAGAAAGCGAGUUAUAAUAAAUACUAGUUUUAAGAAGCCGCCACGUGCGAGAUCAUGUGCGAUAGGUCAACGUUAACGUGAAUUUGACGGUUGUGGCGGAGCGCUUCUAACAAGAGGGACGAUUUUGAAGUUUGUUGGAACACGCGACACUCGGAUUAUCAAAAGACCAUUUCUUCAACGAUUUUUGGGUGGACGAAAGCGAAAUACAAAACAAGACAGCCAGUCUCCCACUGCUUAAUACCGCGCAAUAAGUUUGAAAGUGAUUUCACCACCUUUUGACUUCUUUCCAGAUUAAGUACAAAUAACGGCAGGCGAUGGUGAACAGCCGUGUGGAAACCACUGCUGUCGCGGUAACGGGAGGUAGUGGCGGGGCAGUGCGCUCCUGUGCAGGCUGCGGAGGUCGGAUCUCGGAUCGCUUUCUGCUCUUCUCCAUGGAUCGGUACUGGCACACACGCUGCCUUAAGUGCUCCUGCUGCCAGGCUCAACUGGGAGAGAUCGGCAGCACCUGCUUCAGCAAAGGAGGAAUGAUCCUCUGCAGGAACGAUUACAUCAGAUUGUUUGGUCACAGUGGAGCCUGCAGUGCAUGUGGACAGUCUAUCCCCGCCAGUGAGAUGGUGAUGAGGGCCCAGGGUAACGUCUACCAUCUAAAGUGUUUCACUUGUGCCACAUGUCGAAAUCGCUUGGUGCCUGGUGACCGAUUUCACUACGUCAACGGCACCAUCUUUUGUGAGCAUGACCGACCAGGUGGAGCUUUGCUCAGUAGUCACCUGACCCCCUUGCAGAGCAACACCCUUCUACCCGACCAAAAGGUUUGCUGAGGAAACAUGGAUGUAUAAUUUGCGGUGUGCCUUUUCUUCAUAUAUUUCCUCAACUCUUCCAUCCAAUCUAUCAUUGUGAAUGUCCACCCACACCCAAGAUCUUCCACGCCACUUUUGUGCAUUCAGCCACCUUAGAAGAAUUCAGAACCACGCAAGUACCGAGUCACUUGCAAGACAAUCACCCCUAACGAGGGAAAUGUAAUCAAGUCGAAGAAAGACGCAGAAGCAAAAAAUGAUCAUACGCACGCAUAUGUGGUCUGUGUGGUUAUGGCUGGGGUAGCCUGACCCUGAAAUCCUUAGACUCCAUGAAAGAGCAGCUCUAUAAUGCUGGGGUGAAGCUCAACAUGAUUUUGUUCCCCUUUGAGAAGUUUCUCAAGAAAUGUUGUGGACGUUACCUGACAUUUUGGACUGUGGGGGUCUAUGGAUGAUGAUAGAUAUCACUUCUUGCCCACAAAACGACAUCUAUAUAGAAAAAGACCUCUUUGUUUCUUUUUCUUUUUUUGCAGUGGUGGUUGCCUUUUGUUUACGGACCCUUUUCACUUCAAGUGCAAGUUUAUUCUUUCUUUUUUGAAAAUGUUCUGUCGUCUUUGGUGCCUAAAACAUUUUUAUGUUCACUUUUCCCUCCUUUGUCAUUUACUUCCUAUUAGUAAGUAAUCAUACACAUGCAGAGUACAGAUACGUGAACAUGUAUUGUUUCGUCUUCUCAAGUUUGACACAUGAAGCACUCUUUUUGAAAGGGUCGUAGUCUCCAGAGGAAACGGCAUGUUUUUUUCCCCCAAUGAUUUGGUAGAAUAAAUUAUAUGUCUGUAUGCAUAUUCUCUAAAAGAGAUUGCUAUUCAGUGUCUGCCAAGACUUUUGUGAGAGCGAGGGAGAUUGAGAGUAAAAUUGUACAUAUUUCAUGUGCUGUUGUAUCGUGUUUAAUGGUUGACCUGUUUCAUUGUGUCCUCUGUUUGGAGAAAUGGAGGAACCAUUCAAAAAUAACUAUCUGUAAAAGAAAAAAGUACUUAAUUAAAUAACUAUAACCAUCAAAAA